AUGGAAUCGCAGCUGCCUGCUACCACUGAACGUGUCAUUCGUGACAGUCCUCUCCCUCCUGACCCGGAAUGUCACACCGUUUUCAACCCGCCUCAAUGGACUACCUUGCUAAGCAUUGCUGAUACCAUCAUUCCCUCCAUUCGUCGAGCCAAGUCUGCCGUCCCUGCUCGCCAUCAGGUUGUCGCAGACCCAUCAUAUGAUGCUGGGAUCAGCCAGCUUGUCGGUCCCUUGAACGACCCUGAUCGAACAGCACUUGCUGAGAAUUACCUUGAAGAGAAUGCCGUCGCUCUCCCAGGCUUCAAGCAAGGCCUCUGUCGAACUAUUGCGCUGUAUGUGCCACCAAAUACACGGCAGGAACUUCUGAAGCUACUUUCAUUGCUCAAUAAUUCUGCCUUUUCUUUCAUUACUACUGGCUCAGCCACUCCAUUCCACCUGCAACCCCUUGAGAUCCGCCAGUCAAUUCUUCGCAGCUGGGAAACCUCCUAUUUAUCGGCACUUCGCCGUGCGCACCGCUCGCUUGUCGCAUUAUGUCAUAGAUCAUGGAUCGCAUCGAGCCCUACGUUGCCCUUAAUCCUAGGAAUGCCACAGGUUCCUAUACACGGUAAAAUGACACGAGGAUAUCCAUAUACUUUCAUUCAGGUUCCUCCUGGUGAAAACCCUGAGGUUAUUGACACUGAUGUUGUCAUUGUGGGCAGCGGAUGUGGCGCCGGAGUUGCGGCAAAAAAUCUUGCCGAAGCUGGCUAUCGUGUUAUUGUUGUUGAAAAAUCUUAUCAUUUCUCUGAAGACCAUUAUCCUAUGUCUUGCUCGCAAGGACUGGUUCAUAUGUAUGCUAACGGUGGUGCGGAGAUUUCUGACGACGGUUCAACCACGAUCAUCUCCGGCUCUACUUGGGGCGGCGGUGGUACAGUCAAUUGGUCUGCCUCCCUUCAAACCCAGUCCUUUGUUCGCCAGGAAUGGGCCAAGUCAGGUCUUGACUUCUUCACAUCUACGGCGUUUCAAAAUUCUUUGGACCGCGUUUGCGCCUGCAUGGGUGUUUCGACUGAUCAUAUUCAUCAUAACCCCGGCAACAAGGUAAUUGUCGACGGUGCGCGUAAACUCGGCUACACCGCAAAAUCUGUUCCUCAAAAUACUGGAAAUAAGGAGCAUGACUGUGGGUACUGCGGCAUGGGUUGUCAGUCCUCGGUCAAGCAGGGCCCAGCUGUGUCAUUUCUUGCUGAUGCCGCCCGAGCGGGCGCUACUUUUAUCGAAGGCUAUGAAGUUAAGCGGGUGCUAUUUGGCCGGCAUACUUCCAAGGGUAAAAAGGUCGUUGCUGGUGUCCAAGGCAUCUGGAGAUCUAGAGAUUCCAAUGGCAUGACAUCGGCGGACCCUGUUGUUAAAAGGCAACUGAUAAUCAAAGCCAGGAAAGUCGUAGUUUCCUGUGGUUCUUUGCAGUCGCCCUUGCUUUUACUUCGUAGUGGCUUGAAAAACCCUCAAAUCGGUCGCAACUUAUAUCUCCACCCAGUUACCAUAACUACGGCAGUCUAUGAGCAAGAAACGCGGCCAUGGGAAGGCAGCAUUUUGACAUCACUUGUUAGUGAUUUUGAAAACCUUCAUGGCACGGGCUAUGGCACCAAAAUUGAGUCUAUAGCGAUGUUACCCUCCUUUAUUCUCCCAAUUUUUGCCUGGAGAAACAGUCUUGACUAUAAGCUGAUGGCGGCCAAUCUCCGCUAUAUGAGUGGCUUCAUCAGUCUUACACGGGACAAAUAUCCGGGUGCCGUUUAUCCCGAUCCUGUUGACGGUAGAUGCAGAAUCACAUACACACCUUCUUCUCAUGAUAGGAAAAAUAUGGUUGAAGGCGUCAUUGCCAGUGCUAAGAUAGCGUACAUAUCUGGCGCAAAGGAAAUUCGCACAAGCUGCCAUGCAAUCCCGCCGUUUGUUCGUUCCAAAAACGAUACCGGAGGAUCCACCGAACAAGGAAUCAAUGAUGCGGCCUUCCAAGCCUGGAUCAAACAGUUCCAGCGAAAUGAUCCCCUUCCAUUAUGGGGCACAUCCUUUGCCAGUGCGCACCAAAUGGGCACCUGCCGUAUGGAUACGUCACCCAAGAACGGCGUUGUUGAUCCGCUAGCCAGGGUCUGGGGUACUGAUGGUCUGUAUGUUAUGGAUGCUUCCAUAUUCCCAAGUGCAAGUGGCGUCAACCCCAUGGUAACCACCAUGGCGAUUUCAGAUUGGGCAAGCCGUCGCCUUGCGGAAGCAAUCCAAAAGGAGAACUCAAUUGUAUCUUCUCGCCUUUAA
Molecule: messenger RNA, 2271 nt
Organism: Ophidiomyces ophidiicola
Lineage: Eukaryota; Fungi; Ascomycota; Eurotiomycetes; Onygenales; Onygenaceae
Exons: 2
Coding region: 1-2271 (756 amino acids)
Molecular function (GO): flavin adenine dinucleotide binding; oxidoreductase activity, acting on CH-OH group of donors
Source: RefSeq, a predicted model, not a curated record